This is a messenger RNA of Zophobas morio, 2621 nucleotides long. RefSeq names its product nuclear cap-binding protein subunit 1 (gene Cbp80). The record is from RefSeq and is a predicted model, not a curated record. The transcript is spliced from 7 exons. Lineage: Eukaryota; Metazoa; Arthropoda; Insecta; Coleoptera; Tenebrionidae. Gene Ontology annotation, cellular component: nucleus; nuclear cap binding complex. Gene Ontology annotation, molecular function: protein binding; RNA cap binding; mRNA binding. Bases 139 to 2523 code for a protein of 794 amino acids. Gene Ontology annotation, biological process: nuclear-transcribed mRNA catabolic process, nonsense-mediated decay; mRNA export from nucleus.
UUUUGACAGUGAUCACUGAUCAGUGACAGUUGCGUGUGAAGUGCGUGACGGCGUUGACGACGCCGAAUUUUUGGUUAAAUGGGUCGCAAUUGAUAAUUAUCACUUUUUACUCAAAACAAGUGUAUUCUUAAAAGUAAGAUGAGUCGCAGGCGACCCCACGAAGAAGAGGACGGUUACGACCGUGCCUAUCGCAAACGACGACGUGUAUCCGAAAACCAAGAAAUAGAAGACCGCUUGGAGUCUCUGAUUUUGCGUGUAGGUGAAAAAAGCACCUCUUCCCUCGAAUCAAACCUUGAAGGUUUGGCUAGUGUCUUAGAAGCAGACUUGUCGACUUUUCGUAUUAAGAUAUUGAGAAUUCUGACUGAUUGCGCUAUCAAAAUGCCAGAAAAAUGCACUAUUUAUACCACAUUAGUGGGUUUAUUGAAUGUAAAAAAUUAUAAUUUUGGGGGUGAUUUUGUUGAGUACAUGGUUAAGAAUUUUAAAGAAUCUUUGAAGAAUUGUAAGUGGGAUGCUGCAAGAUAUGCUUUGCGGUUCUUGGCAGAUUUGGUAAACUGUCAUGUGGUAUCAGCACCUUCACUUCUACAGUUAUUGGACAACAUGAUUGACGCUGCUAAUGAAGAUAAUGUCCCUCAAGUACGCCGCGAUUGGUAUGUUUUUGCGAUUUUAAGCACAUUGCCAUGGGUGGGGCGAGAAUUAUAUGAGAAAAAAGAGCAAUCUCUAGAACACCUGUUGGUUCAAAUUGAAGUAUUUCUAAAUAAAAGGACCAAGAAACAUCAUAAUGCAUUGAGAGUAUGGGCAGUUGAUACUCCACAUCCACAGGAAGAAUACCUUGAUUGUUUAUGGUCACAAAUCAGAAAACUUAGGCAGGACAACUGGGCUGAAAAACACAUCCCAAGACCAUAUUUAGCUUUUGAUUCAAUACUCUGUGAGGCUUUACAACAUAGUUUACCAUCAAUUUUACCACCACCUCAUCAUGAUUCAUACCAAUACCCAAUGCCAUGGGUUGUUUUCCGUCUAUUUGAUUAUACAGACUGCCCAGAAGGCCCUAUUUUACCAGGUGCUCACUCUAUUGAAAGGUUUUUGAUUGAAGAGCACUUGCAUUCAAUAAUUGAAAUGUAUCAUCUGGAAAGAAAAGAUUGUGCAGCGCAUCUAUUGAAUUUUCCAUAUAAAUUAAAGAUUCCGCUCGAAUAUUGCAUAGUUGAGUGUAUUUUUGCUGAACUGUUUCACAUGCCAACGCCUCGAUAUCUUGAAAUUGCUUAUGGAGCCAUUUUAAUAGAACUUUGCAAAUUACAACCUUCAACUAUGCCACAAGUAUUAGCUCAAGCAACAGAAAUGCUCUUCAUGAGAAUUGAUUCCAUGAACGUUUCAUGUUUUGACAGAUUUGUGACUUGGUUUUCAUAUCAUUUGAGUAAUUUCCAAUUUCGAUGGUCUUGGGAAGAUUGGGAUAGUUGUUUGACGUUAGAUUUGGAACAUCCAAAACCUAAAUUUAUAAGAGAGACGAUGUUAAAGUCCAUGAGGUUGUCGUAUCAUCAACGAGUGAGGGAAAUCUUACCAGAUUCUUUUAGCUGCUUUAUACCUGUCAAGCCAGAACCUGAUUACAAAUAUGCUAAAGAAGGAGCAGCAUCUCUUCCUGGUACGUCGGCUGCUCAUCAACUCGUAGUGUCAAUCCGGCAAAAAUGCACUCCUGAGGAAGUUCUGGGAGUGUUAAAAGAUCUUCCUAACCCACGUUCAGAAGAAGAGACUGACAGCAGAUUUAACCCACUCAAAAUCGACGUGUUUGUCCAAACUUUAUUAAACUUAGGUUCCAAAAGCUUUUCACAUAGUUUUGCAGCGAUAUCUAAAUUUCUCUACGUGUUUAAGAUUUUAGCAGAAUCUGAAGAAGCCCAAAUUUGCGUGUUACGAAACAUGUUCGAAUUAUGGCACCAUCACCAGCAGAUGAUGGUUGUUCUAGUUGAUAAAAUGUUAAAGAUUCAAAUUGUUGAAUGUUCUGCCGUCGCCAACUGGAUUUUCUCCAAAGAAAUGACUGCUGAAUUCACAAAAAUGUACUUAUGGGAAGUUUUACACCUCACGAUUAAGAAAAUGAACAGACACGUCAUUAAAUUAGGUGGUGAAUUGGCUGAAGCUAGAGAAAAGUUAGCUCGUGCCGAAAGUAGCGAGAGUGAAUCUGAGGAUGACGAUUCGAAAAAAAAACAAUCUGAAGCAGAAAAACCUACUGAAGAAUAUGUAGAGAGGAUGGAAGAGAAGUUAGAAGCAGCACAAGCGGAUCAGAAGAACUUGUUUUUGAUCAUUUUUCAGCGAUUUAUUAUGAUACUUUCAGAACAUUUAGUAAGGUGUGAUACCGAUGGUAGAGACUAUGCAACACACUGGUACAAGUGGACCAUUGGAAGACUGCAGCAAGUAUUUUUGGCGCAUCAUGAGCAAGUCCAAAAGUAUAGUUCUACUUUAGAGACGCUAUUGUUUACGCAAGACUUGGAUCCACACAUUCUCGAGGUAUUCCAACAAUUUGUGUCAUUGCGGGCUUAAAAUUUUUAUAUAUGCUUUGUAAUUAUAAUUAUGAAAGAGCGUAGUUUAUUAAUUUCUUGUACUAAAUUUAAAAAUAAAGUAGGCGAGUACUUUAUUAA